Messenger RNA from Tinamus guttatus (white-throated tinamou), 1926 nucleotides. RefSeq names its product acyl-CoA binding domain containing 3 (gene ACBD3). Gene Ontology annotation, cellular component: Golgi membrane. Gene Ontology annotation, molecular function: fatty-acyl-CoA binding. Lineage: Eukaryota; Metazoa; Chordata; Aves; Tinamiformes; Tinamidae. The record is from RefSeq and is a predicted model, not a curated record.
AUGUGCUGCCAGGAACUCUACGGGCUGGCGCUGCGCUUUUUCAAAGAAAAAGAUGGCAAAGCCUUUCAUCCAACAUAUGAAGAAAAACUCAAACUUGUGGCGCUGCACAAGCAGGUUCUGCUAGGACCUUACAAUCCUGACACUUGCCCUGAAGUUGGAUUCUUUGAUGUGCUGGGCAAUGAUAGAAGGAAGGAAUGGGCUGCCCUUGGAAACAUGUCAAAGCAAGAAGCUAUGACAGAAUUUGUUAAGCUCCUAAAUAGGUGCUGCCACUUGUUCUCUACGUAUGUCACUUCACAUAAGAUAGAGAAAGAAGAACAAGAAAAGAAAAGAAGAGAAGAGGAAGAACGAAGGCGGCGCGAAGAGGAGGAGCGGGAGCGUUUACAAAAAGAAGAGGAAAAACGCAGACGGGAGGAAGAGGAGAGGCUGAGAAGAGAAGAAGAAGAGAGGAGGAGAAUAGAGGAGGAGCGGCUUCGGAUGGAACAACAGAAGCAGCAGAUCAUGGCAGCGCUCAACUCGCAGACGGCUGUCCAGUUCCAGCAGUACGCGGCCCAGCAGUACCCGGGCAACUACGAGCAGCAGCAGAUCCUCAUCCGGCAGCUCCAGGAGCAGCACUACCAGCAGUACAUGCAGCAGUUGUAUCAAGUCCAGCUUGCACAGCAGCAGGCAGCCUUACAGAAGCAGCAGGAGGCAGUAGUGGCAGCAACAGGGACACCUCCGACUACUGCGAUGAUGGUGAAUGCACCUGCCCCAGGGGACAUCCCAUCCAUUAACGGGCAGGCCAGUGCCCAUACAGACAGCUCUGAAAAAGAGCUGGAUCCAGAGGCUUUGGAAGAAGCAUUGGAGAAUGGACCAAAAGAUUCAGUUCCAGUGAUAGCUGCUCCAUCGAUGUGGACCCGACCCCAGAUAAAAGACUUCAAGGAAAAAAUCCGACAGGAUGCAGACUCUGUGAUCACCGUGGGCCGAGGAGAAGUGGUUACAGUCAGAGUACCCACCCACGAAGAGGGGUCGUACCUCUUUUGGGAGUUUGCUACAGACAAUUAUGACAUUGGUUUUGGGGUGUAUUUUGAAUGGACAGACUCGCCUAACACUGCGGUCAGUGUGCAUGUCAGUGAAUCCAGUGAUGAUGAGGAUGAAGAAGAAGAAAAUACCAGCAGUGAAGAAAAAGCCAAAAAGAGCGCCAACAAGCCUCAGCUAGAUGAAAUUGUGCCUGUGUACAGACGAGACUGUCACGAAGAAGUGUAUGCUGGCAGCCACCAGUACCCAGGGAGAGGAGUUUAUCUCUUGAAAUUUGACAACUCCUACUCUCUAUGGAGGUCAAAAACAGUUUACUACAGAGUUUAUUACACUAGAUAAAGGUGUGGCUGUGCCUGAUGCUGGGCUCUGCAGAAGAUGUCAUUUUAUUUGGGAUUUUCUUCAAGCAUAACGGAUCCUCUUGAGUCUGUGUUUUAUCCUGUCUGUAUCUGUACGGUUUGUGUGAACUUUUAACAAGUAGACACUGGGAUCUUCCUGCUCCAUGACACUGAUGCAUAUUGCAUUGGGCUUAACACAGGAUCUCCCUAGGCUGUUUGCGUGCUGCAUUAACCGGUGGCAGUCACUGACUCCGGUGCUAAAGUCACACUAGUUGCAUCUGUAAAGCCUCGUGUACACGGGGGAGGGAAUUGCUGGUUCACUGGCUGGGUGGCCUGAUGUUUCCACACCUGGAUGCUUUGAAUAACUUGUUUACAGUUAAUUUAAAGGUCCCAUCAAUAACUGGUAGAUUUGGAUGCAGUUUGCUGUGUAGCAAGUUUCUCUUAACUGUAAUUGAAUGUCAGAUUUUUACACCAUUAAAACUUGAAACUUUAAGUUGAUGCGGUUUAGAAACAAGUUGUCUCACUUCUGUCCUCCAUGAAGAAAAACCUUCAGUUCCUUGAACUAGUGCAGUGACUG